Molecule: messenger RNA, 1812 nt
Organism: Macaca mulatta (Rhesus monkey)
Lineage: Eukaryota; Metazoa; Chordata; Mammalia; Primates; Cercopithecidae
Gene: ZNHIT6
Product: zinc finger HIT-type containing 6
Biological process (GO): box C/D snoRNP assembly; snoRNA localization; maturation of LSU-rRNA from tricistronic rRNA transcript (SSU-rRNA, 5.8S rRNA, LSU-rRNA)
Cellular component (GO): nucleus; pre-snoRNP complex
Source: RefSeq, marked provisional
CGAGCAGUCGCGUCAAGCUGACUAUUCCGGGCUUUUGGCUACUUGCCUCUGCACGUGGGCCGCUGUAGGUAUUCCGAUCGGUAAUUCCGCCUAUUGGUGUGCAGCAGCCACAUUGAAGGAUAGAGUGGCAACAGAGGCCAAGUAUCGUGAGUUGAUGGAGUUUGCUGCUGAAAAUGAAGGGAAGUCUGGGGGAGGCCUCCACAGCGUAGCUGAGGGGGUGCGGCUAAGUCCAGACCCUGGCAGGGAGGAAGUCAGGGACUUAGCACGGGCGGAGGAGGUCGGCGGCGGAGAGGAGGGGAAAGGGCUGACAGGGAUGAAGGAAAUAGGGGAUGGAGAGAAAGGAAGUGGACAAAGGCCAGAGGAAAUACCGAUGGACCUAACGGUAGUGAAGCAAGAAAUUAUGGACUGGCCAGAUACAGAAGGCAGAUUGGCUGGCCAGUGGGUAAAACAGGAGGUGGAGGAUAGGCCUGAGGUGAAGGAUGAGAACGCAGGCGUAUUGGAGGUGAAGCAGGAGACGGAUAGUAGUUUAGUGGUAAAAGAGGCGAAGGUGGGUGACCCAGAGGUAAAGGAAGAGAAGGUAAAGGAAGAGGUAAUGGACUGGUCAGAAUUGAAGGAAGAGAAGGAUAACUCGGAGAUAAAACAGGAGGAGAAGUUUGUUGGUCAAUACAUAAAAGAGGAAGUGAUGCAUGGAGAGUGUGUAAAAGAAGAGAAGGAUUUCCUGAAGAAAGAAACCGUGGAUGAUACAAAGGUGAAAGAAGAGCCUCCGAUAAAUCACCCGGUGGGUUGCAAGCGGAAACUGGCCAUGUCAAGGUGUGAAACUUGUGGUACAGAAGAAGCAAAGUACAGAUGUCCACGUUGUAUGCGAUAUUCCUGCAGUUUGCCCUGUGUAAAGAAACACAAAGCAGAACUGACAUGUAAUGGAGUUCGAGAUAAAACUGCAUACGUUUCAAUACAACAGUUUACUGAAAUGAAUCUCCUAAGUGAUUAUCGAUUUUUGGAAGAUGUGGCAAGAACAGCGGACCAUAUUUCUAGAGAUGCUUUUUUGAAAAGACCAAUAAGCAAUAAACAUAUGUACUUUAUGAAAAAUCGUGCCCGAAGGCAAGGUAUUAACUUAAAACUUCUACCCAAUGGAUUCACCAAGAGGAAGGAGAAUUCAACCUUUUUUGAUAAGAAAAAACAGCAGUUUUGUUGGCAUGUGAAGCUCCAGUUUCCUCAAAGUCAAGCUGAGUACAUAGAAAAAAGAGUACCAGAUGAUAAAACUAUUAAUGAAAUCCUGAAGCCUUACAUUGAUCCUGAAAAGUCUGAUCCUGUAAUUCGUCAAAGGUUGAAAGCCUACAUUCGCUCUCAGACUGGGGUUCAGAUUUUAAUGAAGAUUGAAUAUAUGCAGCAAAAUUUAGUAAGAUAUUAUGAACUAGAUCCUUACAAAAGUCUCCUAGACAAUUUGAGGAACAAAGUGAUCAUUGAGUAUCCAACAUUACAUGUGGUAUUGAAAGGAUCCAAUAAUGACAUGAAAGUUCUUCACCAAGUGAAAAGUGAAUCUACCAAGAACCUUGGCAAUGAAAAUUGAGCACUUUUUUCUGGAAGAAGAAUGUGAAAACUUCCAGACAACUGCAGCAGACUCUGCACUGAUGGACUGUUGGCUGAUUGGGGUAUUGUCAAUGGGUGAUGGUGGAAUUUUUUCUUUGUAUGAAAAAUAAGCUUAACUCUUUUAAAAAAUGUGUCUUAUAGCCUCUUGAAUUAAUUGACUUGUAAGACCCCUUUAUUCAUAUUAAGAACUCUCCUUUGCACUUGAUCAGCAUAGUACUUAUUAGG